Molecule: messenger RNA, 1941 nt
Organism: Musa acuminata AAA Group (dessert banana)
Lineage: Eukaryota; Viridiplantae; Streptophyta; Magnoliopsida; Zingiberales; Musaceae
Exons: 13
Coding region: 145-1647 (500 amino acids)
Source: RefSeq, a predicted model, not a curated record
GAACCAGCGUCGUCGUGAGACGGAGACCCAAACCGAAACAAGACCUGUCGGUCGAAGUUUCUAGGGCUAGUGGUCGAGUACGCUACGCUCUCCUGUGAUCGUGGAGAGAAACGGAGGGAGGAAGGGGCAGAAGGGAAGGGAAGGAUGUGGCACGAGGCGCGGAGGUCAGAGAGGAAGGUCCACGACAUGAUGGACGCGGCCCGGAAGCGGGCGCAGCGGCGCGCCGUGUACCUUGCCAAGCGCCGUGGCGACCCCCAGCAGUUGCUCCAGGUCACCGGUGCCCGCUGCCGCGUCUACCGCGACGACGGAUUGUACCAGGCCGCCCAGGACCAGCAGGGAUUGAUACCAUGGAAUGGAAAGCAAGAUAUCUUGAUUGACAGAUUUGAUGGCCGCGCUCUUCUUGAUUUUAUUCGAGAUUCUAGUUCUCAUGCUUAUCGAGUUCAGCAGAAAACUGAGGAAGAAGAAGAAGUAGAAGAGUUUGUUAAUUUUAAGCGUUACCGGGAUUUAAUUAAGCUUCGACGUAGAGGAUUUACUGAUGAUGAGGGAUUGCAACAUGUUCACCAACAGCUGGAGGCAAAGAAUUCACUUCCAUUUGCAUUUGAAAGGCCACGAUCCACACAGCUUCCAGUGAGCAAAGGUUCAUACUCACAGGUCGGAUUCUCCUACAAAGGAGAAGGUCAUGAAGAAUCUCACAAUUUGGACAGUGAAAGUGAGGAUGAAGAUAAUGAUGAGGAUGUUGAUGAAAAAGAUUUCAGUAGUGAUGAUAGUAAUGAUGAGAGGAUGGAAACUAUUGCUAAAGAGUUUGGCAUCAAGAGAUACAACUGGCUUGUUUAUAUGGAUAAAAAAGCCAAGGAGGAAGAGAAAAGGCAAAAGGAAAUAAUUAGAGGAGAUCCUGCUAUUAGAAAAUUGAGUCGCAAGGAAAGAAGGAAGGCUUCUCAGAUGGAAAGGGAAAAAGAAAGGGAAGCAGCACAUCUGACAGGAAGGGCACCUCAUCAUGAUCCUUACAGGGAGUCGCGUCAAAGUCCCACAUAUGAAGCUUAUCCCAGGAGCAGCAUAUCAAGAUCCAGGUCCCGGUCAUUUUCACCUUCACAUUCAAGAUGGCAUGAACACAGUUCUCAUGCUGAUAAUGGGCAUCGAAGCAAGUCGAAGCCUCCGAAAAUUGAAUAUAUUACAGAGUUUGGUGGUACAAACGACUUGGACCAAAAAUUUGGAGGAGUCUCCCCACCAUCAUCUCCAUUGCAAGCUGAUCUAUCAAACCGGGCAUCAGGUGGUCGAAUUCUUGAGGCACUUCAUGUUGAUCCUGCAUCUGCUAUCUCUCUUGAACAGGAAAAGAAUGCUAAAAUGUUGAGACCACCGAUCAGCUCACCGUCGUCGUCGUCGUCGUCGUCAGCAAUAGCAAAACUUAGUAAAACUCCUCUUGGGGCAUCCUCAAAAACUCAACAGGACAAAAGAAAGGAAACUCCUCAAGAACGCCUCAAACGGAUUAUGAGUAAACAACUGAAUAAACAAAUUCGGAAAGAUACUGCUGCUGCUCCACCAAGAGGACGUCGCCACAGCAGAAGCCGCAGUAGAAGCAGGAGCCCCAGAGGAUACUAUUCUCGAUCGCGGUCUCAUUCCCCACAGUCAAGAAGCAGGACCAGGUACUGAAGGAUUUCUGACAAUGCUCAGUUGAGGUCGGCUGAAAUUGCCAAUAAGUUAUCCAUGGAGUGUCGUCACUCAGUUCAACACGAUAGCCUUGGAUGACAAUCUGGUUUACAGUGCUUUGAUUGAUGCCUGUUAGUCUUAGUGGUUGUAGAUGCAGAAUUAGUUACUGUUUAGCUAGUUUCAGUACACCUGAAUUCCUGUUUUGGGUAAUUUUGCUGUGCUAUGUAGCUCAAGUCUUGGAAGUUUUACUUACACAUCAAUUUACAGGCUAAAUUAUUUACUUGCCUUUUGGCUCAA